Messenger RNA from Eremomyces bilateralis CBS 781.70, 2989 nucleotides. RefSeq lists its product as uncharacterized. The record is from RefSeq and is a predicted model, not a curated record. The transcript has 3 exons. Gene Ontology annotation, cellular component: cytoplasm. Lineage: Eukaryota; Fungi; Ascomycota; Dothideomycetes; Eremomycetales; Eremomycetaceae. Gene Ontology annotation, molecular function: protein kinase binding. The coding region runs from base 1 to 2766 and encodes 921 amino acids.
AUGAACACCGAAGAUGGGCAAAUCUUCAUAAAGAACUUAGCGUCAUUCGUACGGACGCACGAGAAAGCUCUCGCAAACGCCCUCCAACUUCAGCGAAACCAACGGCCUCAUGGAUCGAGUUCGCAGGCUACUGGCAGUAUGCCGGUCAUGCCAACCACUCCUCAAUCCUCGUCCGCCUCGCUUGCGUCGGCGCUGUCCCUCCCAUAUCUAAGCUUCACAUCCUACAACCUCAAGCCGGCGAAACUCACGCUGACUCCACACCAUCUGUUCUACCUUCUCUCACGAUUUGAAGAACUGGGGGUGCAAGUUGGGCCCAUGAAUGUGCGGCUGGAGAAUAUCCAUACCGACGUGUCGCCCACGAACUAUGUCUCGUUCCUGAACCAGGCACAGAGAAAGAAGUCACGAGGACCGUCCGACCGAGAUUCGAUCCAUUCGGUUUCGAGCAUGAGGAGCGUCAUGUCAGGAAUGUCAUCGUUCUGGUCGAGCUUGGGGUUCAGGAAAGACUCCAAGUCGGAAAAACAGAAAGCAGCCAUCAAGGAAGAUCUUCGAUACCUAUACUCAGCGUUCACCAAGAUUCCGUGCCUUCGACUCUCCCCCGACCACAAAGCGCCUCUUAUCGCCGGCUACGAAGAGUUUCCUUUCGAUUCGGCCGUUCCGCUGUUCGCUUUUAAGAACCUCGGCGCCCUCGAGAUCUACGACGUCGACUUCCGACAGUUCUAUGGGUGGGACCGCUUGGCGGAACAACUACGAAGCCUUACCGUAAAACGUGGCGGAGUAGAUGACCCUGCGGACCUCCUCAUCAACAUCGUCCUGGAUGAUAUGGACCGACGGAGACGUCGUUCCGCAAAGGGACAAUCCUCACCCGUUCUUCCUGUCCCUGGCUCCAGCCCAGCGCUGAAGAGCGCCGAACUGCACAAGCAAGGCUCGACUCCGAAUUCGUUGGGCUCCGAAACCGCUCUGGCCGUCGCGAGCCCACAACGGGAAUCGAUCGGUCGUACCGGCUCGACGGGAUCGACAAUAUCUCAACGGACGGCUCGACCGCGACAGCGGAGCGUGUCUCCUAUGCGAGGCGGCCACAGCUCUCGACCCACGUCGAGCAACUUCGGGCGGAAUAGCACUGCGACUCUUCGUCGGUCGUCCGGGAGUUCAGGGUCCAGUCUUCCCUCUGGUACCCCCCGAGGAAGCUCGACGAACUUGUUGUCCCUGAACUACUUUCCAUCGACUAAGUGGAGGUUCCUACGGCAUCUGAGCCUUGCUGAUAAUGGGAUGACAUCGCUCAACGCCGCCAGCUUCGCUCCGGUUGCGAAUACCCUACAGAGCUUGGACUUGUCGUCGAACCUGUUCACCGAGAUCCCGGAUGCCUUGUCAUCACUCGUGGCGCUCCGUGCUCUAAACCUUUCGAACUGCAUGAUCGGGUCGCUGCAUUCACUCCUCAGAAACCCCCUUCCGGCCAUUUCGACGCUCAAUCUCCGUGGCAAUCGACUUCGAUCGUUGGCUGGGAUCGAACGGUUAUUAUCGCUGCAACGUGUUGACUUCCGGGACAACAAGCUCAGCGAUCCGACCGAACUGGCCCGCUUGACCGGAGUGCCCGAGAUCCAAGAACUCUUCGUGAACCGCAACCCAUUUACGCGAACUCACAGCAACUACCGCGUCACCAUCUUCAACCUGUUCCGAGCCACCCCCGGAUUCAUCGAAGACAUCAUCAUCGACUCGACCCUCCCGAGCUAUUCGGAGCGGAAACAGCUCGUCGAUCGCGCUCCAUUACCACCGAACCUACCCGUCAAACGCGUGGAAGCCGAGACCAUUCGACCGCUCGAAAUGCCCGAGACGCCGACCCGCCGCUCGUCGAAAUACGCGCAUGGCCGCACCCGCUCCGACGGGCAACUCCUCUCCUCGGGAUCCCACCGACGACGUAAAGGGACCCGCAGACGAAUCGUCGAGCUCUCCCGCAACGAGGCCGGCGGAAUGAGCGAGACGCUCCCUAUCCCCACCGAGUCCUCCUCGCGUGUCGCCACCGACGCGCCCCACGACCCCAGCCAGCCGCCGAACAUCUCCUCGAUCGACUCCGCAUACGGCGGUAGCCCGGACCUCUCCACGUCGCCUCUUCCGCUCCGCUCGCAUGGCACCCCUGCCGCGAGUAGUAAUGUAGAUAACGACCCUCUCACCGACUCUACGAAUCCUGCAACCACCUCCAAGGCUGAUCGACCCGCUCUCCCCGCCCUCGACACGUUCGUGCAGACCCCACCACGAACUCAGCCGUCUUCGCAGCCUCCACCACCUACCAAUCCUCCCCGACUCCUCGCCGCUUCUCCUCCUAUACCCCCACAACCGCAGCAACAACCACAGUCACAGUCACAGCCACAACCACAGCCGCAACUACAGCAACAACCACCACAACCCCCGCAACAAUCCCCCCAAUCCCAACCCUCCCCACACCAUUCCCUCCCCACUGACGACCCCUCCUCCGCCUACCGCCGCAAAAUCUCCGCCCUCCGCGCCGACCUCGGUCCCGGGUGGCUCAGCGCGCUCAGCGACGACACCUGGGACUCCGAGACGCACAACAAGCCGGCCUCCACCAAGCCGCCCGAGGCCGGACCCGCCACCACCGGGCGCGGAUCUGGCUCUAGUAGCGCGAACCGCAGUUUGAGUAACUCCGGGACGCUGAGCAUGAGUACAGGCGGGGUGAUGCCGGCGGAUGUGGCGGCGGGGCAUGGGGGCAUGGAGGGGAUGGGGAUUGUUGGGGUGGGGGGACGGACGUUGGGGUAGGUGAGGAUUGAGGAUGAUGGAGAGGGAUGAGGGUAAAAGGGGUGCAUAUGAUGGCGUUAUGAAUGGGAUUUAUGGUCUGGGUGGAGCAAAAUGCAUUUGGAUAUUUGUUGUCGUUUUGCGUUGCUUUGGUCGCUGGUACUGUUCCUGUUCCUGCUACUGUUUCUCGUCCCUGUUUUUCCGGUUCCGACAUCUUCUCUCAUGAUGUUUUCCUCGUCUAAUCGUC